GGUGGAAAACAAGUGCAAAUGCUUGGUAAUAGCUUCAGUUGCUUUUGAUUUGUAGGAUGGCUCGGUUAAAAUCUCUCUGCUUGCUGCUGCUGCCGGCCUUACUGAUGAAUUCGGUCACGUCAACUGACGACGAGGAUCAUGUCGUUAACCAUGAUGUGGACCCGGAUCCGGGUCGCAUAAAGUACAUAUGGAAUCCGUUUCUGGGCUUUUGCGGCGAGAAUGCCAGCAUGGUGAGGUGCGGUGGAGUCUGUCCCGAAACCUGUGCCUUCAAAUCGCUCAGGUGUCCCAAGUAUUGCGGUGUAAAUUGCGCAUGCAAACCUCGCUAUGUCUAUAGCGAACAGUUGAAUCUGUGCAUCCUAAAAUCUGAUUGUCCUAAAGACAUCGAGCAAAAGGUUGUGGAAACUCAUCGUGUUUUCCAGUAAAGGCCAGAAUCAUUUCUGUGUUAUAAAAAUAAAAUAAACUAAUGUUUGCAACUGAAGUGA
Drosophila erecta is the source of this 482-nucleotide messenger RNA. Its product is annotated as accessory gland protein Acp62F. The record is from RefSeq and is a predicted model, not a curated record. Bases 57 to 422 code for a protein of 121 amino acids. The transcript has a single exon. NCBI's taxonomy places the organism in Eukaryota, Metazoa, Arthropoda, Insecta, Diptera, Drosophilidae.